AUGUACACCAAGGUACUUUGCUUGGUCGUCCUUGUCGCUGCUGCAGUCGCGUAUGAACACCACCAUCAUCAUCAUGAACCUGCGCACUCAUCUCAAUACAUCAAGCGCCACGACGAACAUCACCACCAUGGACAUGAACAUCACCAUCACGGACAUGAACAUCACCACCAUAGUCACCCCAAAUAUGAGUUUGAAUACAAAGUAGAAGACCAUCACACCGGCGAUAUCAAGUCUCAGCACGAGACCCGCGACGGUGAUGUCGUAAAGGGCUCCUACUUUCUCCGCCAGCCCGAUGGCCACGAAAGACAUGUUCAUUAUCAUGCCGACAAGCACUCUGGAUUCCACGCUGACGUGAAAUACAGUGUGCAUCACAUGGUACCCCAUAAACACCACCACCACCACCAUUGA
Molecule: messenger RNA, 408 nt
Organism: Melitaea cinxia (Glanville fritillary)
Lineage: Eukaryota; Metazoa; Arthropoda; Insecta; Lepidoptera; Nymphalidae
Product: histidine-rich glycoprotein-like
Exons: 4
Coding region: 1-408 (135 amino acids)
Cellular component (GO): extracellular matrix
Source: RefSeq, a predicted model, not a curated record